This is a messenger RNA of Pseudomyrmex gracilis, 6633 nucleotides long. RefSeq names its product focal adhesion kinase 1 (gene Fak). The coding region runs from base 83 to 5677 and encodes 1864 amino acids. Gene Ontology annotation, molecular function: ATP binding; protein tyrosine kinase activity. The record is from RefSeq and is a predicted model, not a curated record. Lineage: Eukaryota; Metazoa; Arthropoda; Insecta; Hymenoptera; Formicidae. The transcript is spliced from 23 exons. Gene Ontology annotation, biological process: protein phosphorylation; signal complex assembly. Gene Ontology annotation, cellular component: cytoskeleton; focal adhesion.
AAAAAAACAAUGACGUUCGUUUGAUCCGUGCGAUCGAGAGAGAAAAACGUUUUUGCGCGCUUUGUCGGGAAAAAUUCGGAAAAUGUUGGAGCUCGUGGAUCGCAAAGCAGGCGGGAUCUCGUGGCCUACGUGUCGCGCUUCGAAUCUCGACUCCUUCGGGAAAAAUACGAAGGGAAGAAGCGCGCUCCUCGCGAGGAAGGUCCGCACGAGCGAGAAACAAUGGAGACGAGACAGCAAGGGUUUGCUCUGCUCUCUGGGCUAUCUCGGCUGCGACGAUUCCUACAGUCCGGACACGUUGGGAACGUGGAAAUUUCAUAAGGUGUCGUGCUCGAGCCAUGAGGGAAUGAGCACUGGAGCGGGAGAUGGAGGUGGAGGAAGCGUCGGAGGUGUCCAGAGCAGCGGCGGUGGUAGGAACACACCGCCGCACGGCUCGCCCACCCCCAUGGACAAGGCAACCUUAAAAGUCCAUCUUCCCAACGGUGGGUUCAACGUUGUCAAGUUCGGCGACGCCAUCGACGUGAAAGGCAUUAUUUCUCUGGUAACUAGUCGACUGGCCGUUGGCACCAGACACUAUCGGAACCUUUACGCAAUGAGACUUCAUCAUCCCGGAUCCGGAGAGAGUUAUUGGUUGCAUCAGGACACAACAAUGUAUCAGGUGCAAGAGAAGUACGAGCGGAAGCAUCCGCACUGCGAAUGGAGGUACGAGCUUCGCGUACGUUAUCUUCCUCAAAAUCUGAACGAUCUCUACGAGAAGGACAAGGUCACGUUUUAUUAUUAUUACGAUCAGGUUCGGAACGAUUACCUGCAGGCGAAUCACUCCGCUCUUGAUCAGGAAGUGGCGGUUCAGCUCUGCUGCCUGGAGAUUCGCUAUUUCUUCAAGGACAUGCCGCAAAUCGCUUUGGACAAGAAAAGCAAUUUGGAAUACCUGGAGCGCGAGGUCGGUUUGCACAAGUUCCUGCCGCGCUCCGUGUUGAACGGAAUGAAACCGAAAGCGCUCAGGAAAUUGAUACAACAGCACUUCAAGAAGGUUGCGGCGCUCACCGAGCUCGAGUGUAUGUUCAAAUUCUUCGAUCUGUUGCGCGCGUACUACCGAUUCGAUCAGGAGAGGUUCAUUUGCGCCUUGGGGUCAAGUUGGUCCAUACCCGUGGAACUGGUUAUCGGACCGGACUUGGGUAUAUCUUACAUGGCUCAUCGGGUCGGAACAGUGCCGACGAGAAUGGCCGAGUUCUCGCAGAUACAGUCUAUUCAGACGUUGGUGUCGGACUGCAAAGAGCACGCGAAAGCGUGCAUUAAGUUGAGGGUAGCCGGCGCGGCGGAGACUCUCAGCAUCACGUGUUCUAGUCUGGAUCAGGCGGAGAGUCUCGCUGAUCUGAUCGACGGAUACUGCAGGCUGGUUACGGGCAGCAACACCUCUUUGUGGAACAGAAAAGCUGGAUCGUGGAAGAAUUAUCCUUGUCCGUGCAAAGACGCGCAACCGCCGAAGUACAGACAAGACGGUGCGGGCAGUCCGGAACGUGGAGAAAAGAACGCGGGCAAAACCGGGACUAUCUUGUCCGAGGAUUAUGCGGAGAUUGUCGAUGAAGAGGGAGAUUAUUCAACGCCAGCUACUCGAGACUACGAGAUAGUCCGAAAUCAAGUGGAACUAGGGGAAAUUAUAGGAGAAGGUCAAUUCGGUAACGUUCACAAGGGAUCUUACAAGGGUAGGGACGGUCAGACCAUCGCCGUUGCCGUUAAGACCUGCAAGGUCGACGCCGAUCUCGCCACCGCCGAGAAGUUCCUCGAAGAAGCUUAUAUUAUGCAGCAGUUCGAGCAUCCGCACAUCAUCAGGUUGAUCGGAGUUUGUUCGGAGGCGCCGAUUUGGCUCGUGAUGGAAUUGGCCAGACUCGGAGAGAUGCGCGCUUAUCUACAGUCAAACAAACAUCGUUUAGAUCUCGCCACACUUUUGUUGUACACCUUCCAAUUGAGCACUGCCUUGUCGUACCUUGAAAGCAAGAAAUUUGUACACAGAGACAUCGCUGCGAGAAACGUGCUGGUCUCGUCGCACACCUGCGUCAAAUUAGCGGAUUUUGGCCUUAGCAGAUGGGUGGAGGAUCAAAGUUAUUACACCGCGAGCAAGUGUAAACUGCCAAUCAAGUGGAUGGCGCCGGAGAGUAUAAACUUUCGAAGAUUCACCACUUCGUCUGACGUUUGGAUGUUCGGUGUGUGCAUGUGGGAGAUUUUAAUGUUAGGCGUAAAACCAUUCCAAGGUGUGAAGAAUAACGAAGUGAUACGCAAGCUUGAGAACGGAGAAAGACUCGCGCUUCCGAAUCAUUGCCCGCCGCGAUUGUACUCCCUGAUGUCUCUGUGCUGGAGUUACGAGCCCAGCAAGAGACCGACGUUCAAGGAGAUUAGAGAAACUUUGCACGAGAUUUUGUUGGAAGAAAAGCAUCAGCAGCAAGAAACUAUGAGACGAGAAAACAGAAGAGUGCAAGCCAUGUCCUGGGGUACAGACGAUGUGCCGCCACCGAAGCCUUCCCGGCAGCCGCAAAACACGACGGAGCAAUCACUGCUGUCCGCAGCGCCGGUCUCCACGUACAUCGUAGCGCAGAGUCCCGAGGUUCUCGCGCAACUUCUCAAGGACAAUCAAGCCAGAGGGGUAUGUCCCUCCGUGUACACAACACCCGCGUCUCCUUUCAACACGCUUGCGGUACAGUUCCAGGACGAGGAUCAGGUUCUGACCACCGCCCUCGUGUCCGAUCUGCCCUUUUUCGAUCCCGCGCUUUCCGAACCGCCGUCCCUCGUCAUGCACGACACCAAUCAGUCGGGCGGCGAUUCCAUUAUGUCCGAUGCCACUCUAGACUCCCUCGAUUCCAACGACACUCCUCUCAUGUCGAGCCUCAGCAUUUCAGACACGGCAGCGCAGACCCAGUCGCCCGCCGUCAACCGAAAGCAGCAGAAGGUUAAAGAGAUGCAAAACUUGUACGCGGUUAGCUCGAAGGUGAUGAGUAACGUAACCGGGGGGGAUCUGUACUCCCCAGUGCAGAAAUUCUCCGUGUCCAACGCCGUGUCGAUGUCUACCGCGGCCGCGCCCGCCACGGUUGCAGGCGGCGAGAUAUACGGACCGGUCGCUAGUUUCACCCAGAGUUCAGCUAUUGUUGGUAAUCUUAGUCAGAGCGCUAGUAUAGGCGGUAAUUACGGCGAAAAUCCCGGGAACUUCGGUCCUAGUAGUUUGACCGGAAGCGUAAUAAUAUCAGAUAGCAAUAGUCAAACGCAAUUAUUCACUGGGGGUAGCUCGCACGCUCAAAGCCAACCGAUUAAUCAUGGUAACUUUGCGUCUACUAACAAUACAAGCCAGGUGUUUGCUAGUGGUGGUGGUGGUGGUGGUGGUGGUGGUGGUGGUGCUGGUGGAGGUGGUGCUGCUGCUGCUGCUGCUGUUCAGAAUGCAAAUAGCGCGCAAAGUGCUGGCGUUAGUGGUGGUAGCGGUAACGUUGUUUACGCUCGCAACGUCAGCUCGACGAAUCCCGCUGGUACCGCGUCCAACGCGGAAUGUUUGUACGGUCCGGUUCUCAAGUUCCGCGCGCAAACUGCUCAGCAGCCACAGACCGCGGUAUCAACCGAUUUGAAGACCGCCAACGCGAUGGCCGGAUUUUACGGCCAAGCUGGCAGAAACAAUCUGCCUGCUGUGGUUCAAAAUAUACAAUCGCAACCGAUGUAUCCGCAAAAUUACCCGCAUCAACAGAUCUACUCGAACAUCGCUCAGCCGGGACAGGCCAUGUACGUGUCGCAGAUGCAACACGUGCAGAACGUCGCGCGACAAAACGCCGUAUCCCAAGCCGUGACCUACGCGGUCAUACACCAUACGAGUCAGCAGCAGUCUCAAUCGAGUAGCGUGAAUCCGAUUUACACAGCUCACGCGACUUCGGUGUCGGUGGUUCAAGCGCAAAAGGUGCACGUUCCGAAUUACGCUCAGCAGCAGGCUCAGUCUGCGAUCGGCAGCCAGUCGAUGAUGUGCCAGGUAACCGGCGCGAAUCAAGCGGCGAGUGUCGGAGUUAUACAAGCCUCCGUUCCGUCACAGCACUUUGUCACAGCGUCUUCCGCGAUUCAGCAGCAGAAUAUUCAUACGACCGGUUACAUAACGGACCAGCAACAACCGAGUUCUCUUCGUCCGUUAGAUCAGGUGCACGUCGGCAAUAUAAUGACAAACGUUGCCGGUGCGCAUCAGCAACAGCAACAGCAGCAGCCUCAGAUGGCCAGUAGUGUCGCGAAGACAGGAAACAUGCCGCAAAUGGUGACGGGCGUCGCUAAGAUCACCAUGUUCACGACGCCCCAAAAGCAAGAAGAACAGUUGACGAGCUCGACAGACGGCACUCUCUCCGGCUCGCUCAUCUCUUCCGCAGUUAGCGACAGCACCAUGUCGUCUAGUAGCUCAAUGACGGAGGAGGCACAACAAGAUCAGAGGAACAUGCAUUCGCAGUUGUUCGACAAUCCAACGUCUGACAAUUUCAACAGUGGCAUUGACGACGAGCAGAAGUUGCUGGAGCAACGGUUAUUGGAGCAGCAACGCCAGUCCGAAGAAGACAGUCGUUGGCUCGCGAGAGAAGAGAAACGUCUGUCGAUCGCAACGAGCGGCGAUGAAAGCGCUAGUCCCCCGGUUCCGCGAUCGGUUACGCAGUCACCGAGUCACGAAGCUCACUCCGCCAAUACCGGCUCUCUCGGUUCUGACAAGAGUUCCGAGAAGAUAAUUGUAGUAAAGAAAAUGGAACCUACACCCACCGCGGAUUUGGACAGAACCAACGAUAAAGUAUAUGACUGCACGACGAGUGUUGUUCGCGCAAUUAUGUCACUGUCACAAGGUGUUCAACAGAGCAAGGCUGAUCAGUAUUUAGAACUAGUACGUAGAGUAGGUAUCGAAUUAAGAUCAUUACUGUCUUCUGUGGAUGUUCUCGUGGAGAUAUUGCCGAUAUCCGCGCAUCGCGAGGUCGAGAUGGCGCAUAAGGUGUUAAGCAAGGAUAUGGCGGAACUCGUGACCGCCAUGAAACUGGCGCAAAAUUACAGCGCCACCACAUUGGACGCUGAAUACCGAAAGGGAAUGCUUUCUGCGGCUCAUAUAUUGGCAAUGGACGCAAAGAAUCUCUUGGACGUGAUCGACUCGAUUCGUAUACGUUAUCCGUACGUGGACAGUCAGAUUUGCCAACGGCAGAGCGACGUGAGCAGAACGCGAGAAUCUACGCCCGAGAAUCGCAUUCGUUCGAGUCAAUCGGGAGAGCACUUUCUAAGGAGAAGUCAGUCGACCGAACGACAAGAAACGACCUUCAGACAAAGCCAAAGCGGUGACCUGCUCCACAGAAUGGGUCAGUCGGCGGAUCGAUCUUCGCAAGGAAGUCUGUCCGACCUCAGCAGCAGCUUGGAGAGAAGACACAACAUGGUAACCAACAGUCUCGAACGUAACUCAACAGCGAGGCGACAAAUGGUCACCAACAGUCUCGAAAGGAAGAGACCCUCAUUGACCUGUAGCCCGGGACCUAUGAAUAAUUCCGUUAAUUUGCCGCCGAUGGUGCCGGUAACUUGCAAUUUGGUUCAGACCGCGAGUCCCGUUAUACAUCCGAGCCAGUCGGUUUCCACGGGUGUCAAUCAGCAAACGGUGUUUGCAACCAACAGCAAAGCCACGUGCGAGACCCCGACAACAAAUGACAGCUAACAAUGAGGUGCCUUGAACUGAGGACUACUUCGGAGAGAUUACCCCGCUUGUGUACAUAGAACAACAUCCUAUCAAGUUACCCGUGUAUACACCUACACGAAUACAUCAACAAUCUGAGAUCUGGUAUUUGUGUGCUUUUUAGCUCUUUUUAAACAUUCAAACACGCAGACACUUUAUAUAUAUACAUAUAUCUAAGCGUACUUAUAGAUAGGACAGUAUUCAUUAGUUUGUAGCGGCAAUAGGAGGAUUUAUGAGAGUCACAGCUAUAACAUAAAAUAAAAACCACAACUCCAAAGCUUUAGGAUUACUAUUUGUUACGCGCGUAAUAAGAGAGGAAAGACGCCAGAGUUUUUACGGUUUUGUGUCCGCAACUGUAGAUGAUAAUACGUAAGGUACGUUUUUACAUUCGUCAAUAUUACUUAAGUGUGAGAAAAAAAAAAAAAAAAAGAUUUUAUUUUUUAUUUUCGUUGUUCGAUAUUUUUUGCUUCGAAACUGCGAUGUGAAAUUUUUUUGCGCUCUUAAGCAAAUUUUGAUAUUUCUGUCAUCUUGAAUCGUCGGCUGACACGCGAUUGCGAUUUUAGAUAAUUGCGUAUUAUUAUAAAAUUGUGUACGUUCACGAACACGCGCGCAAUAUUGUUUUUCCGUUCGGAAAAAAAAAUAUUGUGCGCGCACGUAAGGAUUUUUUGUUUUUUUGUUUUUUUUUUAGAUCGUAACCCGACAACGUUGGUUUUUUUUUACCGCGAGUUCGCAAAUUUAUAUAGUCUAUUUCUUGAAACGUGUAGAAGUGCUGCGGCAAGUUAUAGUGUAAAAAAAAAAAAAAAAAACAAAAAACAAAAAAAAACCAUGGACUGAAUGUUAUUUCUAUUAUAGAUAAUUAUUUAAACAAUUCACACCGGUUUGCAAGAUUCACACGAUUUGUACAAGAGAUGUUUUUUAUAUAAAAAAAAAAAAAAAAA